CUGAUGCCAGAUAUCAGUAGAUGCUGCGUGCAAAUCUGGCUGCAGCCGAGUAGUCGCUCGCCUCGAAACUACUCUCGUUAGUCGUGGUGCCCGGGACACAAUUUAAAUCCAAUUCCAGCUCCACCAGUCAUUCGUGUUCAGCAGAUCAACUCGGUGGUGGUCGCGACUCGCCACCGCCUGCAUUCAGUCGUUGACGAGAUUCGAAGGUGUUCAGUCGAAGUACUUCAGGAACCGUGCAUUCGCUUUGCUGUUGGUACCUUUUGUUUUUUUUUUAGAGUAUAAAAUUACUUUUUAAGUAACUUAUUCGUUGCUGCAAACCAACCAUGAAGGUGCUAAUUGUUCUAUCGACAGUGCUGUGCGUGGCGUUGGCCAAGGACCAACCGAAGAAAGCUAUUGUUUACUUACAAAGCACAUCGGGAGUGGCUGGCAAUGUGACGAUCUCCCAGCCUUCCUGCACCGAACCGGUGUUUAUCGAGAUCAACGUUGUCGGACUAACCCCGGGCAAGCAUGGGUUCCACAUUCACGAGAAGGGUGAUCUGACGGACGGCUGUGCCAGCACCGGUGGACAUUACAAUCCGGACAAGGUCAGCCAUGGCGCUCCGAAUGACCAGGUGCGACACGUCGGAGACUUGGGCAACAUUGUGGCUGACGAGAACGGAAUCGCCAAGACGUCGUACUCGGAUACCGUCGUGUCGCUUUACGGAGCUCGCAGUGUGAUUGGCCGCGCGAUCGUCAUCCACGCCGAAGUCGACGAUCUGGGAAAAACCAACCACCCGGAUUCGCUGAAAACCGGAAACGCGGGCGGACGCGUUGCCUGCGGUGUGAUCGGCAUUCUCGCCCCAUUCGAGGAGCCCGAGGAGGAGUGCAGCGGUGGCCGGCACGCGGUCCUUCCGGCAGUCACAGUAAUCGCGUUGGUCUACGUAGCUCGAAUGUUGGUCGCGUAGGCCCGUGCCGCCGCGCGAACGAUUAAUAAUGGGUUGGCGAAGAUAAUCUACAAAACAGUGCGUACGACUGGCCAGUCCACCUUUGCGUGGGGCCAGUUCAUCGAACUCGUUUUUCCACUCUUCAACCGUGCCAUUCCGGACCGCGUCUAAGCAUCGGACGGCGAGAAGACGAAGAAGAAAAUUUUGCCACCAUUUUUCUGUUUCUUUGUCCACCGAAGGUAAAUGUAAGAAGUCUAACAGUAGAAAAUUGACUUGCACAUAGCAGCAACACCUCACACAGCACCUUCGAAGGAAAGCUUGCCGGAGCGGCACCGACAAUGGAAUGGGCGGCGAGAAAAACGUUUCCGAAAAAUCCACCCCUAAGCACUUCUUUGCGUGAAAAGCUCGUUUUUUCCUACGUUUUCCCGAUGCCUCCGACCCGACACUUCCUGCGAAGCCGCGAUUGACACCUGCCAGCGACUAUUUUCCCGAGCCCGAGAACGGGCCCGGGUUUUUCUCUCUUUCGCUUUGUUAAGUGUGCUUUUGUGUAAAUAAACUUGUUCUACCAAAACCAACCUCCUGCUUCGGGCUGAGUGAAGUACUACGAAUUUUUCGAAUGAAAUGGUAGAAUGUUUUUGUAGUCCAGGUAUUUUUCUCACCUGUUCGGGGUACUAGGGCCAGUUCCUAGGUCCAUGAGCAAGAACAUCUCACUGUGUGGUUGCCUUUUUCCUGUCCGGCGGUGAUCAGUCGACGAAGGGUAUGUUUUUUCACCUGUUUAAUGGACAACCGUCUGGACGAAAUCAGAUAAUCUGGAAUGUAGGGUCAAGCUAAAAGGGCUGUUUCAUUUGGACUCUUUUAAAAGCAAAAACGAUUCAGUUCACUUUCAAGGUCUAUCAGGGAAGUAUUUUAAUAGAGGUUAAAAGCAACAUUACUUGUCUGGAAUAUUGGUAGUGUACUUGGAUGUUUUUUAAAGAUCGUAUGACUAAUUAAUGUCUCA
Molecule: messenger RNA, 1920 nt
Organism: Anopheles bellator
Lineage: Eukaryota; Metazoa; Arthropoda; Insecta; Diptera; Culicidae
Gene: Sod3
Exons: 4
Coding region: 324-944 (206 amino acids)
Biological process (GO): removal of superoxide radicals
Molecular function (GO): superoxide dismutase activity; copper ion binding
Source: RefSeq, a predicted model, not a curated record